Molecule: messenger RNA, 1990 nt
Organism: Arachis ipaensis
Lineage: Eukaryota; Viridiplantae; Streptophyta; Magnoliopsida; Fabales; Fabaceae
Product: abscisate beta-glucosyltransferase
Molecular function (GO): UDP-glucosyltransferase activity
Source: RefSeq, a predicted model, not a curated record
UUAAAUAUUAUUAAGCGUUCUAGGGUUAAAACAUUUCUCCGGAAUAUACUUUUGAUCAAAGUAUAACUUAGCUGGAACUUCGAAGACUAAUAGCCUAGUUAGAGCCUAAAAUUCCACAAACAAAUUACCAUUGAUGCCACUGGGUGUUCACUAGUGAGUUAUAAGUGGAAAUUUCUUGAGCAAUAAGUUUGGAUGCCAUUAAAGCCUCCUUUAUCCUUCACAAGAAGUCAAUUUCGUUUGAAAGGUGUUUCCGACAACAACUUAAAAGCACUAUGGCAAGUCAAAAGAAUCUGGCAACGUGCUUUGGUACGCACGUCACUGGUGACGUUUUAGAGUUUAACCUCUUCUCAUCAUUGUGAAGCUAACAAAGGCCUUCUAUAUAUCCCACCACCAUCCUUCAAAACCAAAACAGCAUCUCUAAUUCUUUUCAUCAUCGUUAAGAAAAAUGGCAACUGAAACUGGUUUAGUAAAAAUGUUCUUCUUCCCCUUCAUAGGAGGCGGCCACCAAAUCCCAAUGAUAGACACAGCAAGAGUUUUUGCAUCUCAUGGAGCCGCCUCAACAAUCAUAGCCACACCCUCCCACGCUCUCAACUUCCAAAACCUCAUAACUAGAGCCCAGAGCUCCGGCCACCCUAUCACCAUCCACACUCUCCCCGCAGAAAUACGCGACGCUACCGACGUCACCGCCGGACCAAUGACCGACACCACCGUACUCCUUCAACCCCUCAAAACCUUCCUCCUCCGUCACCCGCCGGACUGCAUUGUCAUCGACAUGUUCCACCGCUGGGCCGGCGACCUAGUCGACGAGCUCCGAAUCCCGAGGAUUGUCUUCACUGGUAACGGUUGCUUCCCUCGCUGCGUCCAAGAAAAUAUAAGAAAAUACUUGAAUCUCGAGAAUUUGAGUUCAGAUUACGAGCCUUUCGUCGUUCCUAACCUUCCUGAUAAAGUAGAACUCACAAAGUCUCAGCUUCCGAUUUUCGCGAGAAAUCCGUCGCUGUUUCCUGAUAAAAUGAAGGAUUUCGAGGAUAAGAGCUUUGGAACUAUCAUCAACAGCUUUUACGAAUUGGAACCUGAUUAUGCUGAUUACAUGAGGAACGAGCUUGGGAAGAAAGCAUGGAUUGUGGGACCGGUUUCGCUUUGUAACCGAAGCGUAGAAGAUAAAACCCAGAGAGGGAAGUUGCCCACCAUUGACGACCAAGGUUGCUUGAAAUGGCUGAACUCGAAGGAACCGCAUUCAGUUAUUUAUGUCUGCUUUGGAAGCUUGAUUCGGUUACCACCACAGCAGCUCAAGGAAAUCGCUUACGGUCUUGAAGCUUCUGGUAAAUCGUUCGUUUGGGUUGUUGGAAAAAUUAUGAAGUCAUCGCCCAAGAACAAAGAAGAAGAUGACGAAGAUGAUGUUCAAACAUGGCUCCCUGAAGGGUUUGAAGAGAGGAUGAAGGAAUCAAACAGAGGAUUGAUCGUUAGAGGGUGGGCUCCUCAGCUUUUAAUACUGGAGCAUGGCGCCAUUGGAGGGUUCGUGACUCAUUGUGGUUGGAACUCAACUCUAGAAGGAAUCUGUGCCGGUGUGCCUAUGGUGACGUGGCCAGUGACGGCGGAGCAAUUCUUGAACGAGAAGCUGGUGACGAGUGUGUUGAGAAUUGGGGUGCCAGUUGGGAGCAGAGAGUGGGUGUGGUUUCGUGACGAGUGGAAAGAGGUGGUGGGGAGAGAGAUGGUGGAGAUUGCGGUGAAGAAGUUGAUGGGGGAGAGUGAGGAGGCGGCGGAGAUGAGAAUGAGAGUGAAGAAGAUUGCUGAGAGUGGCACAAGAGCUGUUGAAGAAGGUGGAACUUCUUAUCAAGAUGUUGAUGCCUUGAUUCAAGAGCUUCAAGAACGCAAAGUUAAUAAUUGCAAUGGCGAAGUUUAGAUUAGAUUGCCCAACAAUACAAAGAAGUUGUACACUUAAAUCCGCUUGAAUCCAAGAGAAAUAAAUUCUUUAUACAAGAAUUUCUCUGAA